Molecule: messenger RNA, 4040 nt
Organism: Astyanax mexicanus (Mexican tetra)
Lineage: Eukaryota; Metazoa; Chordata; Actinopteri; Characiformes; Acestrorhamphidae
Exons: 6
Coding region: 228-1175 (315 amino acids)
Source: RefSeq, a predicted model, not a curated record
UAAAUGCGCGUGGGAGACCCAUCCAACAUGGCAGGCGGGCUCCUACACCGGAAAGCAGUCUAUGCGGAUUCUGUGUAUAUAUGUCUGUGUAGUUGAAGUGUGUUUUGGUGUGUUUCGGUUUGUUUUUUUUAGUGUGUUUUUAGUUGUGUAGUGAGGAUUAAAACUCUGACAGAAGCUGGUUGUGUUUAUUUCCCCGCUGGAGAAAUUAUAAUAUAUCACAGUCAGUCAUGAAGUUCAGCAGCAUGAUUUCGGGUGUCCUGAUCAUUCUGUCCAUCAUCAUUGAAUGUAUAGCUGAUGUUGUUCCAGUAACAGUGAAGCUCCAUGACUCUGCUGUUCUGCCCUGCUAUGAUAGAUGUUCAGGGUUGGGCAGAUGGACCGUGUUCAGUAGACCCAGUUAUCCUCUGGCUGAGUGUAAUCAGACUUCCUGCAGAUCAGUGAAGGAGGGAUAUCAGAUGAUCUAUAAUCAAUACCUGCAGGGGAACUUUUCUCUGAUCAUCAGUGAUGUUGAUUACAGUAAGAAAGCGCGAUACACCUUCGACUGUAACGGGAAAGACCAGUGUGAUGUGAAUCUACGGAUUGAGUCUGUGAACAUUUCAGUUCAGGUUAAGUCUGGAGAUUCUCUGCAGCUGGAUUUGAACGUGUCUGAGCCACUGGAGGUGAUCUAUAACAGAACGGGAGAAGCUGGACGAUCCAGCGGCCGGAUCUGUACGGUGGACGGACGUUCAUCAGAUUGUGAAUCAGAAUACACAGAGAGAGCGUCUGUUCGGUCUGUUCUGGAGCUGAGGGGAAUGCAGGCGUCUGAUAGUGGAGUUUAUACUAUCCGGGACGCCAGAAAUGAAGAUGCCAUUAAUAUCUACAGCGUGGCAGUGCAAGCAGAUGGUGGAGAUGGGUCUGAAGCACUCGGUCAAGAACAUAAGCUCUCCCGCAGCCGCCGCAGUGCUGAAUUCAACUCUCCGACCUGUCCAGCAGCUGGGGUUCCGGUGUGGAUGGUGGUGGUGCUGGUUCUGCUGCUGGUUCUGCUGGCUGGUUCUGUUGUGGGAGCAGAGAAAAUUGUAAAUCUGAAGAGAAGAAUGAGGAAGUUCUGGAACAGAUCAGCCAGUACAGAAAAUCAGGAGAACGGAAAUACUACCUCCUAUCCAGAACCAGAACAAAGACUGACUGAAGAUACAGUCUGAACAUCUAUCUAUCUAUCUAUCUGUCUGUCUGUCUGUCUGUCUGUCUGUCUGUCUGUCUGUCUAUAUAUCUUUGUCUCUGUCUGUGUAUCUGUUUUUCUUCAAAAGCUAAAUUUGACUCAAUUUUCUGAGUGCUAUUAACUGAAUCAAAGAGGUUUAUUGGACCGGGUUGUGUUUCCCAUAAAACCACAGGAGCUAUCAUUAAACGAACACAAUACAAUUCAUCGUUAAUCAGUACAAUUUAUCUGAUUUUAUUCAUUGUCUUCAUUAAUGUAGUAUUUAUUUUAUUCAUAAGACAAGAAUCGUUUUUAAUCACACCGUGAGGAAAUUGACAGGGUUUCUGCAGUAAAGGGAAAGCAAUACUCACAAAAGGAAAAGGGGCAAUGAAUUAAAAGAUUAGGAUAUAAAUAUUAAUAAGGCAUCAGAACACAGCAGCAAUAAUAUGUAAAUACAAUAUGUAAAAAAUAAUGAUCAAAUAUUUUAACACCUAUUUUAAAUACAGACGAUUCAUUUUAGGGCAUUAAUUUGGAUAAAUUGUAUGAUUGUUGAUUAUGAUAUUUUAUGAGAAAAGAGAUAUUUUUAAAGAUGUUUAUAAAGCAAGAUUAAUAUAAUUGAUUUAAUUUGCGAACAUCUGUACUCUCUCCUGUUUGUAUUGGGUCACUGAUCUAAUCACAGGUGUAACGCUGUAGUUAGAGGUUUAGAAGCUACAGCUGAUCAGUGGUUGUGAAUGCUCGGUGUAUCGAUGGAUUAGGAAACGUCUGUAAAGCUGAAUGAUGGCUAACAGUACUUUAGGGAGACACAGCUGCAGUUCAGCCUCUUUCUGUCUGUCUGUGUCCAUCUGUCUGUGUCCAUCUGUCUGUGUCUGCCUGUCUGUGUCUGCCUGUCUGUGUCUGCCUGUCUGUGUCUGUCUGUCUGUCUGUGUCUGUCUGUCUGUGUCUCCAAAUCCCCCCCCCCCUCCGACCCUGAUGGAUAGAGCCGUAUAUACUAUAGAUUAAGGGAUGUUUACAUUCUUCAUCUGUUUUUCUGAUAAUGAAAUCUGAUUUAUUAAUAUAUUGGUUAAUUUUGUAGGACAAAGUUAACCCAGUGGUGAUCAAAGCCUUAAUUUAAAUAUUGCUUCACAAUAAAAUUAAAUAAAACAGAAAAACGUAAAACCAGUAAUAUCUAAAUAAAAACAGUUAAAAAGGAAAAGGUAAAGGUUUAUUGAAAUAAUAUUAAAUACAUAAAAAACAUUAAACAUUAAAAUACAAACAAACAAACAAAGUCAAUCAAAUUAAAAAAUAUAUAUAAGCAAAGAACAGGAAUGAAGCUAAUCAAAAGCUAAGCUAAAAAAAGUUUUAGCUGUUUCCUUAAAGCUAGUAACACUGGAUACCUGAUGAAUAUUAAUUGGUUAAGAGUUCCAUAUUUGUAGAGCGUAAAAAACAGAAAGCAGCUUUUAAUGCAACCAGUGUUUUUAUGCUUCAUUCUGGGAAUAUUCAGUAAAGCAGCUCUUAAUGAUCUUAACGCUCGAUUUGGAACAUAUUUUUUAAGAAGUCUGAAAUUUAUGUAGAGGUGAUAUUAUAUUUACUCCUAACAGUACAGGAAGUUACAAACCUAUAUUUAAACCCAGACAUGCAAAAAAAUAAAAAAUAAAAAUAAUAAUAAAAAAUACAGUGAUAUACCGUGAAACCGUCUGAAUAUAAAAAAAAAAACAUGAUCUGAAUUUUUUUGCUCACACUGGUCAGCACUAUACUGUAAAUAAAGAGAGCUUUAAACCAGUGAAAUGAGAGUAAUGUAUCUUCCUCUAUCUCUUUACUUCUGCAUCUUUAAAUGUGUUGCGUCAGGGUCGUUUGCUUUAGGGCUGCACAAUAUUGGAAAAAAUACUUUUUUCUCCAAUAAAUUCAAAUACACAGGAAUUUUAACCAAAUUUAUUCAACUGUCAAUAAAUGAUGCACUUUUAUUAAUAAUAAAAACAUAGGAUUUAACUGUAUAGAAGAAAUUUAAAUGUAAAAUAUUUUGAGAUUUAAUGAGAGUAUAUAUAUAUAUAUAUGUCUGAUGUGUUUGGACAUUUUUGAGACACAGAGUGAGCUGAGUGUAAAGAGUGAGUGAGCUCAAAACAUUAACCAGUUUUAACACUUUAAAACAGUGAACAGAUUUUUAUCCAGUGAUUUUUAUAAUCUACAUUGUGAAUAUUUUAUUUUCCAUUGUUCUCAUAUACAGCUCUGAAAAAAAAAGUUUCUUUGAUCACAAGCCAUCAAACCAAACUGAACUGCUUGAAUUUUUGCACCAGGAGUAAAGCAGCAUAAAGUUAUCCAAAAGCAGUGUGUAAGACUGUUCUUAUUUGCUGUUUGUUAUUUCAGACAUUUUUCAUUUUCUCACUGUUUCACUACUUGCUGUUGCACUGCUCUCUUCUUUUACAAAUCUAUAUAUCCUGAUCUGUUUUCUCUGAUCUGCAUGGAAGAACGUUUAUUUCUGCAUUAUUUUUUAUAUUUUUGUAAAUAAUUGUUUAUAUGUAUAUAGUAAUACAGUGCUGCCACAGGUCCUACAUGAGUGUAGGUAUUUAUAUCCAGGACUGACAUUAAUUGGAGUUAAAUUUUGUACUCUACAGUUUUUUAAAGAGUCCUUGUUUUUUUACUGUAACAGUUCUGAUCUUUUGUAAAGUGAAUCUGAUAUCUGAUAUUUUUAGGUCAAUACCUGUUUUUUUAUGCUGAAUGUAUUGUACAGUAAUGUAAAAACUGGGACUGUUUCACAAAGCAGGAUCUCUCACACAUCAAUCAGGUCAAACAGUAGUGGAGUAGAGAAUCUGCUGUGUGAAACGUCCCGAGACUUUUGUUUGAGAUUUUAUAAAAGAAUGAUGUUACAAAACACAAAAUAUAUAUAUAUAUAUUUGGA